GGCCCGCGUCCCUGUUACUCAGCCGAGCGGCCGAGGCCGGACGACGCGGCUUGGAUCGCGGAGCCGCGAGCAGCGCUGGGUAACGGCCGCGGGGACCCCCCCCCCGGACGGCCCCUGUCCCCGCUGGCGGGCAUCCCUGUCGCCGUUCGCUGCGCUGCCGGUCUUGCAGCCUUACAGUCAUUUGUAAUGGUUACCUCAGAUUCCCCUGCUGUGGUUAACGUUAAACCUAGGAGGUCAGAUGCUCUAAGUGAACAUGUUUAGUGCUGUGCCUGACAAAAGCAAGCAAUCAAAAUGGGACUUCCUUGAGGGCAGGCCUGUCUUGCAUCUGUUUCUCCACCACCUAGCCUGGAAUAUAACUGGCCUUAUGGGUUUCUAGAAGGAAAAUCUCAGAGGUAAAGCAUCAUUUCAUCACAUCCUGUCAAGGCUUCUUGGUGAAUUUUUGGAUGAAGCCAUUAAAUUAAUUGCUUGCCAUCAUGAGCAGAAGCAAGCGAGACAACAAUUUUUAUAGUGUAGAGAUUGGAGAUUCUACAUUCACAGUCCUGAAACGAUAUCAGAAUUUAAAACCUAUAGGCUCAGGAGCUCAAGGAAUAGUAUGCGCAGCUUAUGAUGCCAUUCUUGAAAGAAAUGUUGCAAUCAAGAAGCUAAGCCGACCAUUUCAGAAUCAGACUCAUGCCAAGCGGGCCUACAGAGAGCUAGUUCUUAUGAAAUGUGUUAAUCACAAAAAUAUAAUUGGCCUUUUGAAUGUUUUCACACCACAGAAAUCCCUAGAAGAAUUUCAAGAUGUUUACAUAGUCAUGGAGCUCAUGGAUGCAAAUCUUUGCCAAGUGAUUCAGAUGGAGCUAGAUCAUGAAAGAAUGUCCUACCUUCUCUAUCAGAUGCUGUGUGGAAUCAAGCACCUUCAUUCUGCUGGAAUUAUUCAUCGGGACUUAAAGCCCAGUAAUAUAGUAGUAAAAUCUGACUGCACUUUGAAGAUUCUUGACUUCGGUCUGGCCAGGACUGCAGGAACGAGUUUUAUGAUGACGCCUUACGUAGUGACUCGCUACUACAGAGCACCAGAGGUCAUCCUCGGCAUGGGCUACAAGGAAAACGUUGACAUUUGGUCAGUUGGGUGCAUCAUGGGAGAAAUGAUCAAAGGUGGUGUUUUGUUCCCAGGUACAGAUCAUAUUGAUCAGUGGAAUAAAGUUAUUGAACAGCUUGGAACACCAUGUCCUGAAUUCAUGAAGAAGCUGCAACCAACAGUAAGGACUUAUGUUGAAAACAGACCUAAAUAUGCUGGAUAUAGCUUUGAGAAACUCUUCCCUGAUGUCCUUUUCCCAGCUGACUCAGAACACAACAAACUUAAAGCCAGUCAGGCAAGGGAUUUGUUAUCCAAAAUGCUGGUAAUAGAUGCAUCUAAAAGGAUCUCUGUAGAUGAAGCUCUCCAACACCCAUACAUCAAUGUCUGGUAUGAUCCUUCUGAAGCAGAAGCUCCACCACCAAAGAUCCCUGACAAGCAGUUAGAUGAAAGGGAACACACAAUAGAAGAGUGGAAAGGUACAUUCGUCAGAUUCUUAGAGGGAAAACUGCGAAGGAGCUUCUGGUUUUUAUAUGAAUUGAUAUAUAAGGAAGUUAUGGACUUGGAGGAGAGAACCAAGAAUGGAGUUAUACGGGGGCAGCCCUCUCCUUUAGGUGCAGCAGUGAUCAAUGGCUCUCAGCAUCCAUCGUCAUCGUCGUCUGUCAAUGAUGUGUCUUCAAUGUCAACAGAUCCGACUUUGGCCUCUGAUACAGACAGCAGUCUAGAAGCAUCAGCUGGGCCUCUGGGCUGCUGUAGAUGACUACUUGGGCCGUGGGGGGGUGGGAGGGAUAGGGAGUCGGUUAGUCAUUGAUAGAACUACUUUGAAAACAAUUCAGUGGUCUUAUUUUUGGGUGAUUUUUCAAAAAAUGUAGAAUUCAUUUUGUAGUAAAGUAGUUUAUUUUUUUUAAUUUCAAGUGAUGUAAUUUAAAACCUAAGUUGUGUUUCAAAACAGCAACAAAACUGUAUUGUAUUUUUUUGCUGUAAUUAACUGUAUAAUGUAAACCUAAUUAUUUUAUCAUGGUUUAAAUUUUUUGCAUAUUUGCUUUAUCUUAUGCUGCUGAUUUUUUUUAACUGAAUUUGUAAGAUUUUGUUUAUCAAAGCAACUAUUAUGUGGUGACUUGCCUAUAUCAUGAAUUAUUUAAGAUUUUUAUAGUUUUUUUUAAUUAGAAUUUAUUUCAGAUGUUUUGUUCAUGAUACUAUCCUUCAGGGUUAUGUGCUUAUCAAUGAAAUAACCCCAGAGGAGUGAGGGAAAAUAACUUGUAGCCAGUUAUAUUCAGGAAUAACUACUGUAAAUGAUGAACGUGUUAGGAGACCUCCAAUAUUUGCUACUUGCCAAUCCUAAUUUAGUUACAAGAAUUGGUAGGCAAUCCUACUUAAUUUUGGCAAAAGCCCCGUCAUCUAAAUGGCAGAAUAACUCAGAGCAUGUCUUUGAAGAUGCUGGGUGUCUACCACCACCUUACGUCCCCACCCUACCCAACAAAAAUAAGUAAAAAGAAUAUGGUGUAUUCUACAAAUUUGUGGCAUGCUCAAAGUUUAUGAUCACAUAAAGUCAAGAGGAUACUUCAUGAAUAAUACAUUUCAAUGCAAAUAAACAGAUGGUUCACUUCUACUAGCUAUGAGCCUGUUUUUGUAUACACUGAGUUAAUCUACUCAGGCUGUAGGUCCCAGCAAUGUUCUAGAGUCCGGUCUUUCCCUUUCCUGCAGCUUCGGGUCCUUGGACCUUUCCGGUUUCCUAUUACUUGGAGUGUCUGUCAGUUGAGCACCAGUUGUUCUGGUGUUUCAUUUGAUUCUACUUGUAGCAUAAUCAUUUAUACGAGCUAUUGGGAGGUUCCAAACCCUACCUAGAUUUGUGUAGGUGAUGUAUCAAAUGAGCAAUAUACCGUUCAUCUGAAAAUAGUAGCACACAGCCAUAUAUAGGAUAUCAUUUUCUAAGGACUGUUUCUUCACAUUGAGCAGAGCAGGCAUAAAUGGUGGUUAUUUAGUCUAAGUCUUUUAUUUUUUUAUACCUGAUUUUCAACAUAACACGCAAUGUGGAUGUCGAGUAGUGUUAAGAAUGGUGCUGCUCCUGACAAGUGUAUGUUAACUGUUUACAUUUUCUAUCUGCAGAAUUAUUUCUCUAUUACUGAACUUUUCCUAAGUAAAA
Messenger RNA from Gorilla gorilla gorilla (western lowland gorilla), 3197 nucleotides. It is a transcript of the gene MAPK8, whose product is annotated as mitogen-activated protein kinase 8. Gene Ontology annotation, biological process: protein phosphorylation. Gene Ontology annotation, molecular function: ATP binding; MAP kinase activity. Lineage: Eukaryota; Metazoa; Chordata; Mammalia; Primates; Hominidae. Bases 474 to 1814 code for a protein of 446 amino acids. The transcript is spliced from 14 exons. The record is from RefSeq and is a predicted model, not a curated record.